AUGACCAGAUCUACGCUCAUACACCCAAUCACUCCCCCAAAGUACUCCCAUUCUCCCAUCCACUCCCACAACCACCUCCAUUCUCCCAAUCACUCCCCAAACUACUCCAUACUCCCAUUCACUCCCCAACUACUUGCAUCCACUCUUAACAUUACUCCCAUCUACUUCCCCAACUACUCCUAUACCUCCAAUCACUCCCAUCGAACCAUACCCCCAAUCACUUCCCCAACUACUCCCCCAACUACUCCCAUACGCCCAUCCACUCGUCCAACUACUCCCAUACCUCCAAUCACUCCCACCCACUCUCCAAACGCCCCCACAUCCCAACAUUCACCCCACUCCCACACUCAUAACCCCUACAUCCACCUCGCAGUUCCCCACACCUCAUGCCCCACAUCCCACUCACGCUCGGCCCACACCCCACCCCGACCCCACAAUCCAUCCCCACCUCACACCCUGCAACCUCUACACUCUUACCCCAACCCACUCAAAAACUACACAUCCCAUACCCACCCUAUCCCACCCCACACACCAUCUCCCCACCAUAUCACCUCAUACCCCACUCCUCAUCCACACCCCACCCACACCAUACCCGACACUCCACCCGGAACUUCAACUUUGAGUUAUCAUCAAGUUUGUAUGAAUUCUGUCCCAAAUGAUGGCCAGGAGCUUCUGACUUCCCUCCCUCCUCAGGCGCUGCUGGGGAGACACUGA
Macrobrachium nipponense is the source of this 714-nucleotide messenger RNA. RefSeq lists its product as uncharacterized. Lineage: Eukaryota; Metazoa; Arthropoda; Malacostraca; Decapoda; Palaemonidae. The record is from RefSeq and is a predicted model, not a curated record. Bases 1 to 714 code for a protein of 237 amino acids. The transcript is spliced from 3 exons.